Ambispora gerdemannii is the source of this 456-nucleotide messenger RNA. NCBI's taxonomy places the organism in Eukaryota, Fungi, Glomeromycota, Glomeromycetes, Archaeosporales, Ambisporaceae. The record is from the annotation of a GenBank genome assembly.
AUGGACGAAUGCGAAAAGAAAAUCAAGAUUGAAGUGAAACAAGAACCCUCGGAUUCAUUGCAAAUCACAGACGAGGAAUCUAAGACAUCCAAUUCCAAAAAACGCGGAUCAAAAUGCAAGCCGCGUGAAUCCUUACCUCAGAAAAACACCUCGAAAAAAAUAAAAACGACUACAUCCGACAUUACCACCGGGAGUUCUAGUGCGACUACUUCCACUUUCACUUCUCCUAGUAAAGAAUCAAGUACCUGUAAAACCGGGAGGAAACCCUCUAGUGCAUGGACAUCCGAGCAGGACAAUCAACUUAUCGACGCAGUACUUUCUCAUCUUGUCGAAGUCCCUUGGGCGGCAAUCGCGUCGGAAAAGUUCCCGGAGCGUGGUCGUGGUGGUUGUUAUAAUCGUUGGCAAACUUUGAAAAAAAGAAUGUAUGUUGCGAAUAGUGAUAAUGUCCGUAAUUGA